AUGAUUCGUCGACCACCCACCUCCCUGUCCUUCACUUCGGAAGACGUAGAGAUGCUGAGACUGCAAAGAUCAAAAGAGGUCGGAAUGGAUCUAACGCAUCAGAGCCGAACGGAAAAGAGUGAGGAUCUGGAAGAGUCAUCGGACUCUUCAGCACCGCCGGACGCCUCAGAGGCUGGAAUGGGCAGCACUAGAGCGGACGAUAGACGGACGCCUUACUUCGAAGCGCGUCUGUCCAGACUCCGAAAGCGUCAAACUUUAUUCGUCGCAGAACAGCCAGCUCACGAGGAGUUCCGUCAUCCCCGCAAUAGCCCCUGCGACGGUCUUCCACCCGCUACGGCAGUCGCCGAGCGUGUUCUGCAUGGUUUCCUCAGCUUCGGACAGUCAGUCGCUCGACCAAGGCCCAGGCUCCUGCCACCCCAUGGAGCGAUCAAUCUCGCUGCCCUCAUCGACCUCUGCGAAGGUCGCCCCAAGAGGAAAUCCGAGCGUCGUCGCAAAAGUCGAAUCACAGCCAGCGCAUGA
Molecule: messenger RNA, 519 nt
Organism: Ceraceosorus guamensis
Lineage: Eukaryota; Fungi; Basidiomycota; Exobasidiomycetes; Ceraceosorales; Ceraceosoraceae
Exons: 2
Coding region: 1-519 (172 amino acids)
Biological process (GO): anaphase-promoting complex-dependent catabolic process
Cellular component (GO): anaphase-promoting complex
Source: RefSeq, a predicted model, not a curated record